This is a messenger RNA of Poecile atricapillus (Black-capped chickadee), 2833 nucleotides long. It is a transcript of the gene MGAT4B, whose product is annotated as alpha-1,3-mannosyl-glycoprotein 4-beta-N-acetylglucosaminyltransferase B. The transcript is spliced from 16 exons. Lineage: Eukaryota; Metazoa; Chordata; Aves; Passeriformes; Paridae. Gene Ontology annotation, biological process: protein N-linked glycosylation. Gene Ontology annotation, molecular function: acetylglucosaminyltransferase activity. Bases 328 to 1875 code for a protein of 515 amino acids. Gene Ontology annotation, cellular component: endoplasmic reticulum-Golgi intermediate compartment; endoplasmic reticulum; Golgi stack. The record is from RefSeq and is a predicted model, not a curated record.
GCCCGCCCGGCGGGCCCGGCGCGGGCGCUGCGAGCGGGCGGUGCGGGCGGUGCGCCCCGCUCCGCUCCCGCUCUCGGCUCCGCGCUCCCCGCUCCGCUCCGCCGGGGCCCCCGGGGCCGCCGAGGCCGCGCCGCGCCCGGGACAUGCGGCCGCCCCCGCCGGCGAGGAGGCGAUGAGGCUCCGCAGCGGCACGGCGCUCACGCUGCUGCUCGGCUGCCUGUGCGCGCUGCUCUCGCUCUCCUGGUACGGCGCCUUCGGCGGGCACAAAGUGGAUCGUGGUGCAAAAGGAAGCUGGGAGCGUUUUUGGAUCCUGUCCUGGGUAAUUUGAUGAGUGACGUUGUGGACAUCUACCAGCGGGAGUUCCUCGCGCUCCGGGACCGGCUGCACGCAGCUGAGCAGGAGAGCCUGAAGCGCUCCAAGGAGCUCAACCUGGUCCUGGAGGAGAUCAAGAGAGCACUGUCGGAGAAGCAGGCCCUGCGGGACAUAAACCGCACCUGGAGCAGCUUAUCUGACGAAACCAAGUUAAAACUGUGGAAUAUCACCAACAAGAAUGUGCUGCACCUUCCCACCAUCUUCCAUCAUUUGCCACAUUUGCUGUCAAAGGAGAACAGUCUGCAGCCAGCCGUGCAUGUGGGACAGGGGCGCACUGGAGUGUCCGUCGUGAUGGGAAUCCCCAGCGUGAAGCGGGAGGUGCAUUCCUACCUCACUGACACCCUCAACUCCCUCAUCUCAGAGCUCACUCAGCAGGAGAAGGAGGACUCUGUCAUCGUUGUCCUCAUUGCCGAGACGGAUCCACAGUACACAGCCGGAGUGGCAGAAAAUAUCAAAAACUUAUUCCCGAAGGAAAUACACUCAGGUCUCCUGGAGGUAAUAUCCCCAUCUCCACAUUUCUAUCCUGAUUUCUCCCACCUGCGAGAAUCCUUUGGAGACCCCAAGGAAAGAGUCAGGUGGAGGACAAAGCAGAACCUGGACUACUGCUUUUUAAUGAUGUAUGCCCAGUCCAAAGGCAUUUAUUAUGUGCAGCUGGAAGAUGAUAUUGUGGCCAAACCAAACUAUCUCAGCACGAUGAAGAACUUUGCCUUGCAGCAGCCCUCUGAGGAGUGGAUGAUCCUGGAGUUCUCUCAGCUGGGGUUCAUUGGAAAAAUGUUCAAGUCUCUGGAUCUGAGUUUGAUUGUGGAGUUCAUCUUGAUGUUCUAUAAGGACAAACCCAUUGACUGGCUGCUGGAUCACAUCCUCUGGGUGAAAGUCUGCAACCCUGAGAAAGAUGCAAAACACUGCGACAGGCAGAAGGCAAACCUGAGGAUCCGCUUCAAGCCCUCGCUCUUCCAGCACGUGGGAACCCACUCCUCCUUGGCUGGGAAGAUACAGAAGCUGAAGGACAAGGACUUUGGGAAACAGGCACUGCGGAAAGAGCAUGUCAACCCUCCUGCCGAGGUGAGCACCAGCCUGAAAACCUACCAGCACUUCACCUUGGAGAAGGCUUACCUGCGGGAGGACUUCUUCUGGGCCUUCACUCCCACUGCUGGAGACUUCAUCCGGUUCCGAUUCUUCAAACCUCUCCGUAUUGAAAGGUUUUUCUUCCGCAGUGGGAACAUCGAGCACCCAGAAGAUAAACUGUUCAACACGACUGUGGAGGUUCUGCCGUUUGACAGUCUACAGUCAGAUAAGGAAGCCUUGCAGGAGGGAAGAGGCACAGUCACCAAGUACCGCAGGACAGCGGAUGGCUACAUCCAGAUAGGUUCAUUUUCCAAGGGCGUCGCAGAGGGUGAGGUGGACCCAUCCUUUGGGCCACUGGAGGCCAUCAGGCUGUCCAUCCAGACCGACUCCCCGGUGUGGAUCAUCCUGAGCGAGAUUUUUAUCAAAAAAGCAGAGUGAAACAGGCAUGAGGCAGAACGGACACACUUGUGGAUCCCUGGUCCUGCUCCCUCCCUCCCGCUCCCUCCUCCCUGCGGCGCCUUGCCCGGAGCAGGACAGCGCAGGGCCGGCUGCCGGAGGCGGCACUCGCCGACAGACCGCGGCAAAGCUGCUGCUGCGCCAGCCCCACCAUCCCCAGCAGGGCUGCGGGGCCAGGACGGGCAUCGACUUCUCCUGAAGAGGAGCAAAAAGCAGAACCCAACCCCCUGUGCAGAGGGGUGGCUUUGCUCCGCUCCCCCGGCCCCUCGGGGUGCCGGCUGCCGCUCGGGACACACGGGACAGUUUGGGGCCGGGAUGAGCUUUAGCGAGCGUGGGGACAAAAAGCACCUUCAGCCCCGGACAGGGCAAUUUUGGCUGUAUCUGGGGACAGAGCAGGUCACACUGAGACCUGCCAGCUGACCCCACCAUGGGAUGGAGGUGGCAGGGACCUGCCUUGCCCUCUCCCAGGCAACAGUCCUGGCCACAGCUGAGAAUUAAGUGAGGGCAAAGACUGACCCUCCUUCAGCAGAGGAAGAACGAAUCCAAAGGGGUUGGAGCUAUGAUUAUGGCAGGGAAAACAAAAAAAUAAAAUAUGCCACACUGUGCCUGCCAGCAUUGAACACAGCCCCUUAACUCACGGUGAAGUCUCCAGUGUCUUCAUGCCUUGAGAUUGAGUGCAGAAACUGUCUUUUUUUAAAUAACUAUUUCAGUUAUUAAUUGAUGUGGGUUUUUUGGGGAAGGAAAAAAAAAAGCAGAGGUAGCCCAGUUCAAAAAUAGUAGGGAUUAGUGUAAAUCCCAAUGUCCUUUCAGCUAUACACUGGAAUGCAUUAUACUACUUUAAUGUUCUGUAUUUUUUAUUAUUGGAUACAUUUGAUUUUUCAAGUACAUCUCUAUAUAAAUAUAUAAAACAAUGUGCACUGUAAUAAAAGCUAAAUUUAAA